Messenger RNA from Mercenaria mercenaria, 3061 nucleotides. Its product is annotated as adhesion G protein-coupled receptor L2-like. Gene Ontology annotation, biological process: homophilic cell-cell adhesion; adenylate cyclase-activating G protein-coupled receptor signaling pathway; cell surface receptor signaling pathway. The record is from RefSeq and is a predicted model, not a curated record. Gene Ontology annotation, cellular component: plasma membrane. Bases 1 to 2940 code for a protein of 979 amino acids. The transcript has 30 exons. Gene Ontology annotation, molecular function: calcium ion binding; G protein-coupled receptor activity. Lineage: Eukaryota; Metazoa; Mollusca; Bivalvia; Venerida; Veneridae.
AUGCCUAUUCGUGUAUGUUAUCUUAUUCUGGUGACAUUAGCUGGUGCUCCUUCACCACCAGUUUGGGAAUUUCCGGAAAUCAGAUCUUUUAAUCUGGAAUAUACAGACAAUUCUGGCUGUGAUGAAGUUUCCCUGUUAAAAGCUUCACCAACAAAUGGCCAGUCAAUCAACUUUUCGGUUGUAUCUCAAGGCCCAGAAGCAGGUUUUGAUACAGUACAAAUUGAUGAUACUACAGCUAAACUGACUUGUGAUCAAACACGAAUUGUGAACUCUGGCAAAACUGUCUAUCAUUUAUCUAUAAGGGCAAUGAAUACUGCUGGUAAAGAAUUUGCGGAUAUCUCUCUCGUUAUCACGGCGAUCAAAAGUUCGUCAACAAAUAAUCGGCCUGUGUUUGUGCGCCCCGAUCCAGAUCAGUUAGACGAAAAUCAUAUAAUCAAUUUACCAGAAACUGCGAAAGGAGGAGAAGUAGUAGUGUGGCUGUCAGCCAGUGAUCCAGACACGGCCACCGCAUUGUUCACGUAUAGUAUGGAGAAGUCAGAAGCGACAACAAAAGAAUUAUUUGAGGUCAUUGGCACCACAGUCAAAGUAAAAUCUGAUGUUUUUGAGGGAACAUUCGAUUAUGAAAAGAUUGGAGCUACACUUAAAUACCCUAUUAUUUUAGAGGUGUCGGAUGGAGCUUUGACAUCGUCAGUAAGUACAAACAUUUUUGUGGUGGAUGUCAAUGACAAUGCUCCAGUGUUUGAAGCGAUCAGUGAUAUUACAGUUUAUGAAUCAAACGUUGAAGGUAAUAUUGUUGUACAAGUCAAAGCAACAGAUGCAGACGGCACGGAUGAAAAUAACCAAAUUAAGUUUAGCAUGACUGGUUCAACUGACUUCUCAAUAAACGAAACAACAGGAGAGAUUGUAAUUGCCUCAGGAGUUACUUUGAAUUACUACAUAAAAUCGGCUUACACUUUGAAAAUCACAGCAACAGAUAAUGCUCCAGGUGGCGCCCUAAGUUCAACAGUGGCAAUUAGUAUUAAUGUUAUCACCGCUAAAUGUAGCAUGUUGACAGAUAAGAAUGGAAUCUGGCCGGCUACAGAAGCUGAAGAUUCGGCUACAAUAGCAUGUGAAAAGUUCUAUGUAGGAAACUAUUCGAGAAUGUGCAGUGCUAACGGUGAGUGGGGAAUAGUUUUUGAUCAGUGUGAAAUACAAGAGACAGUCUUGAAAGAGAUUCAUGAACAGCUGAAUUUGAUAUCCAACUUCUCUGAAGAUGUGUCAAACAAUAUUGAGGACAUUUUAGAAGUGUUAACUAGAGUAACAGACUAUGAUGUGGAUGGUAAUGUCAUUGAAAAUGUUACUGUAAUAUUGAGGGACAUUGUUUCUGUUGUUGAAAACACAAAAAAUGUCACAGACAACAAUACUCAGUAUUUCUUUGAGACAGUUAGUAACCUUAUGAAACCAGACAAUGAGGAAGCAUGGUCCAAAGCAGGUGUUGAGGGAAGUGAAAUGCUAGAUAUUGUUGAUAAAUACAUGGCUUUAUUACAAGAAAUUACGUGCAGCGGCCUGAACACUGGAGAAGUCAAUCAAAUAGAAAAGAACCAUCUUUAUACAGAAAUAGGACGCCAGUCAGGAAAUGUUGUGUUUCCAAGCAUCAAACAGACCGGAGCAGUCAUUGAUAUACCUGAAAGCACCCUUAGAAAUACAGGUAUCAUGAAUGUUUGCUUUGGUGGUGCUUACUAUAACUCCCUUGGAGGUAUAAUGGAGCAGCAGGUGACAGAUGAAGGAACUGUGGAAUUGUUUGCUAGUGGAGAAGUGAAUUCGGACAUCAUAGCAGUUCAACUGCAUACAGAACCAAGCAUGUCCUUCCAUGAUUUGAAUCCAUCUAUUCAUAUAACUUUAACUCUUAAAAAUGAAAAUUAUUCUAAUCCUGUUUGUGUAUUUUGGGAUUAUAACAUCUCAAUUAAGUCGGGCAGGAAGGGGGCAUGGUCUUCUGAGGGAUGUGUCUUAGAAGAGAUUACAAACUUGACAGCAACUUGUGCUUGUAACCAUCUCACCAACUUUGCAAUUCUGAUGAGCCCAUCAAAAAUUUCGGCCAAACAUUCGAUGAUAUUAGGUAUCAUAUCAGCAGUAGGAUGCGCAGUAUCAAUGUUGUGUCUUCUCCUUACUAUCAUUGCUCACUGGAUGGUUUGGGGAGUUGUUCGCAGUAACAGAACUAUUACUUUGAUGCACCUAUGUGUGGCUCUACUGCUUGCCUUCAGUGUCUUCCUGGUGGGUGUGAAUAGAACAGAGAGUCGUGUAGCCUGUGUGAUCAUUGCAGCGCUUAUCCAGUUCUUGUUCUUGACUGUUUUUUUCUUAAUGUUGGUUAUUGGAAUGGAAAUUCUUCUAAGUGUUGUACAUGUGUUUGGUAGCAGGUUUCGCAUAUCAAAGUUUCUCCCAGUUGCAUGGUUGGCACCAAUUGUCAUUGUUGGGGUUUCGUUAGGCGUGACAAAAACUGAAGGCUAUGGAAAUGACAGCUUCUGCUGGUUAGACAUAGAUUCAGGACUUAUAUGGUCUUUCAUAGGUCCAGCUGCAUUUGUCGUUUUUGUCAAUGUUAUUAUCAUAGUGGUUGUUUUCAAGAAAAUGGCAUCAGCAACUUUUGUCAAAUCCAAGACGUCAAGGGUGAAAAUAAAGACCUGGCUUCACAGUCUGUGCGUAUUGCUUCCAAUGUUGGGUAUUACAUGGCUGUUUGGAUUAUUGUCGGUAAACAGUGAUAUGUUCAUACUGCAGUAUAUGUUCAGCAUUUUCAAUUCAUUACAGGGUCUGUUUAUUUUCUUGUUCCACUGUAUCUUUAACAGACAGAUUCGCCAAGCCCUAAAACACAGGAAAGAACGUAGAAGAACUCUUGCAACAUUUAGCUCCGAGUUGAAGAACACCACAAAGGACAGACAUUCACAAAGUUUGGAUCAAUCUCAAAAGUGAUCAGUUCAAAAUUUAUCCUAGAUGUUAACAGUGUGAUGAAUAGGGGGAAUAAGAAAGAAUUCCUGUACCAGUAGUGUGGAAUCUUCGUAUAUCAUGAUUUUAUGUGCAUACUGUUCUUUUA